AUGAUCGAGCAAAAAACGAACGAUAGUACCAUCAUUAAUAAUGCUGCUAUCACCACCGAUCUUAAUAAUAAUAAUAAUACUACUACUACUACUGCUACCACUGCUGCUGCUGAUACCUCUGCCACUGAUACUACUACUGAUGGCAAUACUAGUGCUAAUGAUCGGUCCACUGUUGACAAAGCUAAUAAAAUAGGACAGUCAACUAAUAUUACAAAUACUUCUACCAGCCCUGCCCAUUCUCAGUCCCUUGUUAAAAAGACAACUACGCCUGCUGAUCCUAAUCCAUAUGAAGAAGAUGAUGAUGAAGUUAAUGUAUUAUAUAGAUACGAUCAUCCUGUAUUAAAUGACAAUCUAAUUGUUGACACCCAUAAUACUGCCCUAGCUAACUCUAACAUAGAAAAGCAAUUCAAGACUUUAGAAGAUUGGUAUGAUGUUGUUAAUGACUAUGAAUUGAAAUUCCAUUGUCCCAUUAUCCUAAAAAAUUCACACAAGAACAAGCAUUACACCUUUGCUUGUAAUAAUAAUAAAAAUUGUCCAUUUAGAGUUAUGGUUAGCUGUGUAACAACAGGUAAUGUAACCAAUGGUUUUGCUGUCAGUAGGUCUAGUAUUGAUAAUAAAGAUAUUUAUAAUAAUAGCAAUGGUAUUCCUGUUGGAGAUAAAGAGAACAAUGCUUCUAGCGCUAUUGUAAUGAAUGGAGAAGAUGAACAGGAUAAAAAAAAAGAGGAAGAGAGCGAAGAGUACCUUAAAAAUGAAAAUGAAAAUAAAAACGAAAAUGAAUCUAACAAUCAAAAUACAAAGGAAGGCUCUAAUGACGAAAAAGUAGAAGGUCACGACCUGGAGGGAGGAAAACCCACAGCGCCCGAUGUGGUUAACCAUUUUGAUGCUGAAGAAAUAGCCAGGGCAGCAGCUGAGGCGGUUGCAGUGGUUAAUAAUGAGGAUGAAAACGCUACUAAUGACAAUACAGAUACUCUGCCAAAAGAAGUAGAGGGUAUUAAUUCGAAUGUUAGUUUGAAUACUAACAUUCCUGCCGUCCCAACAUCUAAUGCUUCUUUUCCCUCGACUCUUCCCUAUAACAAUAGUAAUGCUACGGGGAUUACAAACGCGGCGCCUAGAAUUAAUGGUUAUCGUAAGAAUAAGGUUCAGCACAAUUUAACUUAUGGUCCAUUUGUUAUAACAAAAAUGGUUUUAGAACAUAAUCAUUCAAAGUCUUCUAAUUUAUCCCUUUGCGAUUUUGUAUUAACCAAAGUGUCUAGGAUUUUCCAUAGUGAAUUAAACUUAGAAAAGACUUUGGAAACAAUGUAUGAUAACACCACUGGCAACAUAAGUAAAUUUAAAGUCAACGAGUAUAUUAAAAAUGUUGGUUUAAUGAAGUAUUUGGGUGAAAGGUAUCAUUUAAGCGAAAAAGAGUUGAAUAAUCCCAAAUUUUUACAACAAAUCUCUAGAAAAUUAACCACCUUUAAGGCUAGAUUUAUUAUGAAAAAACGAAAUGCAAAUAAAGAAGCAAGUAUUGGGAGAGGGAGUGAACGUAGUUCUACUAAGAAAGGUGAUACUGUUGAAAACAGUGAUAGAAAAGAGAACGAUCGCAAUUCCAAUGGGGGUAAAAAUGAACAUGAUAAUGAUGUUUUUGAUGAAAUUAAAAAUAAGGGGGUUAGUAACAUAAUAGCGACUAAGAAAGAGGAAAUUACUAAUGACAAACGGAGCCAAAAAGAUGUUGUAAACAAUUAUAAUAAUUCGACUGGCCCUGUAACUAGUAAUGAUACUGUUACGACAAGUUCUGGAUCAAAAGAAGGGAAACCUACACACGUUUUUGACACUACCAAACGUUCAGCAGAUAUUUUUACUAGUUCUCAGUUAGAAAUGCCCACUACGAAAUUGUUUUUGAAAGAUAGUAUUAAUAAUAAAGACGGGAAUGAAAAUGGGGCCGAUGAUGCUGUUAUCUCGUCUGAACAAUUAGAACUUUUAGGGGAACAUCACCUAAAAACGCUGGCAAGCGGUACCACUGGCGCCAUCGAUGUCGAUAGUGUUGAUAUAGACGGAUCGUCUACAAAACGGAGAAAAAGAAACGACGGAUACACAUUAGAUGCUAAUAAAAAGAGGAAAAGUAAAAAUAAAGUUAAUAAUGGUAAAACUGGAAGUGGUAGUGAUAGUGGUAGCAGCAACGCAAAAAAAAAAAAAAUAAAAAUAAAAGAAAAGCCACUGAAAUUGCUAGCAAUGUUGUUAUUGGGGCUACUGGCACAACCGAAAAUAAUGCCCAAGAUGUUAAUAUUUUUGUACAACGAUAUGUGGCUGAACAAUUGGGUUUAUUGGAAUCACACGUUCAACAUCGUCAUGAUCUAUUGA
Messenger RNA from Saccharomycodes ludwigii, 2340 nucleotides. RefSeq names its product DNA-binding protein ABF1 (gene ABF1). NCBI's taxonomy places the organism in Eukaryota, Fungi, Ascomycota, Saccharomycetes, Saccharomycodales, Saccharomycodaceae. The transcript has a single exon. Gene Ontology annotation, molecular function: DNA binding. Gene Ontology annotation, biological process: chromatin remodeling. The record is from RefSeq and is a predicted model, not a curated record. The coding region runs from base 1 to 2340 and encodes 779 amino acids. Gene Ontology annotation, cellular component: nucleus.